Molecule: messenger RNA, 1052 nt
Organism: Melampsora larici-populina 98AG31
Lineage: Eukaryota; Fungi; Basidiomycota; Pucciniomycetes; Pucciniales; Melampsoraceae
Exons: 8
Coding region: 39-836 (265 amino acids)
Biological process (GO): ubiquitin-dependent protein catabolic process
Cellular component (GO): proteasome core complex, alpha-subunit complex; proteasome core complex; nucleus
Source: RefSeq, a predicted model, not a curated record
ACAAAUCGAUCAAACUCAUUUCAAUCAACUUCAUCAAGAUGAGUCGUUCAUAUGAUAGAGCUCUUACCGUCUUCUCACCUGAUGGUCACUUGUUUCAGGUAGAAUAUGCAGUCGAAGCUGUUCAAAAAGGAACCUGCGCGGUCGGUGUACGCGGAAAGUCGUGUGCAAUUCUAGGGGUAGAGAAGAAAUCAGUUUUACAACUACAAGAUCCACGAACGGUACGAAAAGUGGCCAUGUUGGACGAUCAUGUCUGUCUUGCAUUUGCUGGAUUGACAGCGGAUGCUCGAAUCUUGAUUGAUAAGGCUAGAGUAGAAUGUCAGUCUCAUCGAUUGAAUGUUGAGGACCCGGUGACAGUAGAGUAUAUCACUCGUCACAUUGCUCAGAUCCAACAGAGGUACACGCAGUCUGGUGGUGUUCGACCUUUUGGAAUCUCAACUCUUAUUAUCGGAUUUGAUCCACAUGAAACUGCUCCUAAGCUUUACUCAACUGAACCCAGUGGAGUGUUCUCACUUUGGAAGGCCAAUGCGAUCGGAAGGUCCUCCAAGACCGUCAAGGAGUUUUUGGAGAAACAUUGGGCUGAAGAUCUUAGUACAGAGGAAGCUAUCAAGCUCACUGUUCGAUCUUUACUCGAAGUGGUUCAAACUGGAGCAAAGAAUAUCGAACUGAGCGUGAUGGACGGUUUCGGAUCAUUCAGGCAAUUAACUUUGACGGAAUUGGAAGCUGUGGUGACGGAGAUUGAAAAAGAAAAGGAAGUUGAACAACAACGACUAAGGGAUCGGAGAGCUGCUACGGCUGCUAGCCAAGCUGCUAUGGGAAGGAGAGUGGGAGAUGCUUAAUGUGAGCUUGUAUGAAAGAAAUUGUGUGAUUAAGUUUGUUGUGGGUGUGGUAUCCUACCGUAAAAUCAGGUGACAAAACAAAACAUAUACAUCAAGAAGAUCACCCGCCAAGAUGCUUUGCGCGUAAUUGAUUGCGCAUAAUAUCAACUCUGUACUUAUACAAAAUAUAUAAAGGUAAGUUUCAAAGAUGAAAACCCGUCUCUUGGUGUUAGUCUU